CUCGUCGAGUCAGCGGCGCUCCCACUCAACACUCGCGCCCGCCGCCGGCUCGCACCGCACUCAUUCACUCCAGUAUUCUGCCGACAGUCGCGGCGAUAGCACGCGCGCAUUCCGCUACUCGCCUCAGAUGUUAGUGUACGAUUACGACAUCGCGUUGCAACUCGGACUUUUACCGUGACAGUGAAACGUAUUUUCAUGAAUAUGGGUUAAACGCCCCCUUUAGCGUGAUGAGUCCGGGCGAGCGCGCCGCCUUAGGGCGCCGCGAACCCGCUCGCCCCCAGUAUGCUGCCACCGCACCGGGUUUCCCGCCGCCCUACUAUCCGCCCUAUGGCGUACCACAUCCGAAUGCAUGGCUCGGCGCCCCGCUCAUAUCGAUGGCGGGGCGUGCACCACCGCAGGCCCGGAAUACACCAGUUUCCAAGUUAGCUAUGCACGCACAAGGAGCACCCCUCAUCAUACAAAACAGGCACGACCGACGAAAGUACACCACUGCACCGGAGCAGCGCAACCAUCGGCCACUUGCACAAGCGGAGCAUGUCACUAGAGACCGGUGUGAUGCACCUGAGGGAAACAGGCCGCGCAAUCAACAGCAGCAAGCGCGUUCCACGCGAGGCGGACGCAACAACAACACGGAUGCGGUCAGUGUCGCGAGCGAUGAAAGUUCCGGCUCGACCAACUCAGAGACUAUGUUGCCAAGGAUUAUCAAACCACGAAAACGACGUAAAAAGGAUAGAAAACCUAAUAAUAUCGUACCGCAUGAUUUAACCACGGCUGCUUUGGAUCUCGGUGAUGUUGAUCAUUGUGCGGUGUCGGGCUUAACUUCUUCACAUGGAAUAUAUGAGGAUACUUACUGUCGGGAAAUGUCUUUGCCUUAUCGUUUGGAUGUAAAAGUGUUAGAGUACCCAGAACCAGUACCGGAAACGUACCGAGUUUCAGCAUUAGGUGAGGCUUUAGAAGCGACCCGAUUUGGCCUGGCUGAGGCUGCUUCACCUGCGGAAUCUGCAGUGAGUUCAUGUCAGUGUCGUCUGUGUGAUCCUGUGGGGCAAAUUUGGGAUGCAGAUUCAAUCGCGGAUUUGCUGGAUGAAAAUUCUUGUGGUGAUUUCGCACCUACGAAAUUGGAAGAAUCUAUGAAAGUAGUUGGCCCUUUGGGUAAGAGAGGAGUUGAUACGACUUUACGACGUAGCUGGAGCGAUCCUUCAUCGCGGGUUCCGGAACGACGAGAGAUUAAUACAAGCGAAACAUAUUCCGCCCCUAAUCUUUAUUCAUUGUUCCCACCAACGAGAAGGGCUAGCUCGCCGGAACCUCGGUCGCCCCUCGCACUAGACAUUUCCUCCGAAAUCGUCACCUCGAUGAACGGCCACCGUGACCUGGAAAUCAAGUUGUUUUCGACCUCGCCCCCGGCUACGAACUCCGACCGUCGUUCCUUCUUCGCUGAUAAAAGUGAAAGUGCUGUGAACAGAUGUAUCGCGGGCAAAGAUCUUAAAGUGAAUAGUGCGGUGAAUAACAACAACAGAGUUGACGCUAGUGUUAAACCAGAUGGCAAAAACAGUGAGGAUGUGUCUGAGACGGGGUGUUCAUCGGCAUUCGUAGCUGGCGAGCCCUCGCGCAACAUUUGUGAUUUAGCCUUAGUAACUGCCUGAGGUACUCGUGUUCGAGUAGCGCGAUAUGUUAAGUGGAACUUUAGUGUUGUCGAGCAGUCCAGGUGGCUCUACGCUCGCCAUUUGAGCUGGACUCAAAUUGUCUCAGCGAGGCAUGCACGGAGCGUCUCACUAUCCAAGGCCCACUAAAAUUGAGAUCUCCGAAUCGGUUUCCUGUAGAUUCUAUAAUUAAUUUAUUGAUAACAAUAGCGUAGGAAACUGACGGGGGACUUUAUCUGGUUACACGUUGAAGUUUAUUAUUCGCCGUUUAUUACUCUUUUGUUAGGCGGAUAAGUCAAAUGUGUUCAUCAACGUUAAAAGUCUGAACUUAUAAUGAAUGAGUUAUUGGAAGUUUCCCAGUAGGCGUCGAUGUCAGAAUUAAUGUAUGAUCGGUGGAUUCACGUACAGUUAGUAACUGAACGUGGUUCAGAAAUGUUUCUGUCGAAGUUGUGCACGCAGUCAAGAUAGCAAUAUAUGAUAUAUUAUAAAUCAAUUGCAAUUUAGUGAAACGAGCGAGUGCAGCGAUGUUGCAGGCCCGGCGCGCCAUAACUCGCCGUGUGCAAUUAGCGUUUCACACUACUGACACGGUUCUCGCGCUGCGGCUGCGCGCUCACUAUUGCGGUUUCCCGCGGUUUUCACCGCGCGCGCCGUUCCGGGUGGCGCCUCGUGCGCGCGCACACCGUUUCAUACCACUAAUGACUUUUUUCAUUCCAACUAAGUCUUGACUCUCUCCAGCUAUUAUGCUUAACAUGAAUAUUCAGUCCACCAAACAAAAGCGGACUCGAAAACCGGCAGUCGAGCUCUUAUCUAAGAAUCUAUCGAUCUUAAUGUGCUUAUCAGUAUUUCUAAUUAAGCCUUUAUAAAACAAGCAUUCGUCACGUCCGAACGAUGAAGCGACUGUUAGGUAUUAGAGUUAUUAUAAUAUCGUAAGCGAUGAGCACGUUUGACCAUUGCAUCCAUCACGUCCGACCAUAAAAUUCACGAAAGUAUCAUUAUCAUAGUCAUUGAAGUCAUUAUCGUCAACACAGCUCAUCAUCUUUAUCAUUAUUUGCACUUUACAUCACGUUUCAUCGCCGCGAUCGCAAAUCUUUGUUAGUGUUGAAAUUACUAUUAUUUCCUGCAGUUACGUGACUUAAACUUUUCCGUACCGUGCCUGAAAAUGCGCUAUAAGUUAGUUGGACAUAUAAUUCUAAAUGGAUUGCUUUUGCGACAGUGCUUCAGUUACCACUUAAUAUUUUAUUUACGGCACGACAUUGUCAAGGUCCAAAUAAAACUACCUAUCGUAACAUUUUAUUAUCCGUCAUGAAAUAAAUUAAUAACGUGAUAGUAUUAUCAUUUAAUAUGUAAGUUGUAAAAAGUAUCGUAAAAUCCAUUGCUUACCGGCGAAUAGAAUUCUUCCUUUUCCGCAUGUUUGUCUGUCUUUUUGUUUAUGCAAGGGUACAGCGGAGUAGGUGAUGCCAGAUAAAGUUCCAUAAUAAUGUAGAUAAUGUGAAUAUAACUAAGUUAUUCAUGGACCGUACAGUUGUACGCAGUCUCUAUCGUUGGGUUUUACACUCUACGGGCUGUUUCUAUGUUUUACGUUUUUAUUUUUUAUGUAUGUUUGCUUAUAUUGCUCGGCGCGUGCGUGGGACGACAUGAUAAAUUGGUUUUUGCUUCACUUUUUUUAUCUCUACGACAGACUCGGGCGAAGACGAGGAGUUAUUACAACGCCUUAUCUUCUUUAAAUUCAGUUUUAAUGCGUACAUUCAGGGAUUGGGUUAUUUAUCUGUGCCUUAAUUAUUUGUGCGUUAAACUAUAACCGAACACCUUGAAGUUGGGCUUCCUUCAUAGUAUGUAAACUUUUUAUCGAAAAGGAAGGGGGCAAUAGCUUCUUUAUUACGUGACGAUACGUCUAGUGUUGCUUUGACUACAAACGAUAAGUAAUCGGAUUAGAUAGCUGCACUUGUUAUUACGUCUGAUAUUUAAUGUGCUGUAAUGUUCUCGUCUGUAUCGAAUAAACAAACACGCCCUAGUCUGUUGUUGUGUUGGGAUUUAUAUGGGGCGUGGCAAACGUGGUUGUAAAACUCAACGAUACUCCUCACUAUAUUAUAAACAAAAAUAGGCUAUGUCUAACAUACUGAGUGAAUGCAUUUUAUACAUAAAAUCUAGGUUUAAUAUUUGUUUGUGUAUGUUGUGAGGCAUGAGUUCACGCUCGCACACUAUUUUUGUACAAUAAAUUACCAUGUCCUGAUGUAAAA
Molecule: messenger RNA, 3874 nt
Organism: Helicoverpa armigera (cotton bollworm)
Lineage: Eukaryota; Metazoa; Arthropoda; Insecta; Lepidoptera; Noctuidae
Exons: 1
Coding region: 228-1640 (470 amino acids)
Source: RefSeq, a predicted model, not a curated record